Molecule: messenger RNA, 1047 nt
Organism: Ochlerotatus camptorhynchus
Lineage: Eukaryota; Metazoa; Arthropoda; Insecta; Diptera; Culicidae
Exons: 1
Coding region: 1-1047 (348 amino acids)
Source: RefSeq, a predicted model, not a curated record
AUGGGUAUUGAUUGGAUCGACAUGUUCAACCUGUGGUCGGUUCCGUUCGAUACUCUCUGCAAUCAAGUUUCUGCUGUAUCCAGACCAUGUUUCGCCGAAGCUAGAGCACAGCUGCAAGCCGAGCAUCCGGCGGUUUUCGACGACUCGCUGGGCCACUGCAAGAAAACCAAGGUAAAGUUAUUCCUCAAACCUAACGCCAAACCAGUUUUCUGUUCGAAGCGACCAGUUCCGUUCAACACGAUUCCGCUGGUGGAUGCAGAAUUAACACGUCUUCAGUCUCUGGGAAUCAUCGCACCGAUCGAUUUCUCAGAGUGGGCCGCUCCGAUUGUAGCAGUCCGCAAGCCGAAUGGUAAAGUUCGCAUCUGUGCGGACUACUCCACGGGACUCAAUGAAGCGCUUGAAGCAAACCACUAUCCUCUACCUACCCCGGAGGAGAUCUUCGCACAGCUCAACGAAAGCACCAUAUUCAGCAUCAUCGACCUUUCCGAUGCAUACCUGCAAGUGGAAGUAGAUGAAGAAUCGAAGAAGCUCCUCACCAUAAACACGCAUCGAGGCCUCUUCCAAUUCAACCGGCUCGCUCCAGGGGUGAAGUCAGCGCCUGGAACAUUCCAAAGACUGGUUGACAGCAUGAUAGCCGACAUUCCUGGUGUUCGGUCGUUUCUCGGCGACGCUAUCAUCUUCGAAAGAACCUGGGAGGAACACAAGGCGUCACUAGACAAGCUACUACAACGUCUAGGGGAAAAUGGGUUCCGUGUCAAGCUGGAAAAGUGCCAUUUCUUCCAAACCGAAAUCAGAUAUCAGAUUCUCAGAAUCCGGAUCCAGAGAAGCUUCAAGCCAUCGCCUCUAUUCCGGCACCCACCAAUGUUUCCGAAGUUCGAUCGUUCCUGGGAGCCGUUAAUUUCUACGGCAGAUUCGUGCGCAACAUCCAUGAACUUCGUCAUCCUCUCGACCAAUUACUCAAGAAGGAUUCGAAGUGGCAGUGGAAUUCCGUUUGCCAACGGUCUUUUGAGCAAUUCAAGCAAGUCCUGCAGUCCAAUAUGUUGCUGA